Messenger RNA from Acomys russatus (golden spiny mouse), 1092 nucleotides. RefSeq names its product protein tyrosine phosphatase mitochondrial 1 (gene Ptpmt1). The record is from RefSeq and is a predicted model, not a curated record. Gene Ontology annotation, biological process: protein dephosphorylation. Gene Ontology annotation, molecular function: protein tyrosine/serine/threonine phosphatase activity; phosphatidylinositol-4,5-bisphosphate 5-phosphatase activity; phosphatidylglycerophosphatase activity. Bases 1 to 759 code for a protein of 252 amino acids. The transcript is spliced from 4 exons. Lineage: Eukaryota; Metazoa; Chordata; Mammalia; Rodentia; Muridae.
AUGGUUCCCGUCCCGGGAUCCCCGAGGCCUGGCCGGGACCGCGGGGACCCAGCUUCGCAGGGUCCGGAGGAGCUGGGCUGCCGGCAGCUCUCGCCCUCCGCGUCCUUCUCGCGGUGGCUGGCCGCGAGCCCGGGGGCGGGCAGCUCGCCGCUGAGCCUGGUGGGGUGGGGCGGGAUGGCGGCGUCCGCGUGGCUGGAGGCCGGCCUGGCCCGGGUCCUCUUCUACCCGACGCUGCUCUACACCCUGUUCCGGGGGACGGUGCGCGGCCGGGCGCACCGGGACUGGUACCACCGCAUCGACCCCACGGUGCUGCUGGGCGCGCUGCCGCUGCGGAGCAUGACGCGCCGGCUGGUAGUGGACGAGAAUGUUCGCGGGGUGAUCACCAUGAACGAGGAGUACGAGACUAGAUUCCUGUGCAACACCUCGAAGGAAUGGAAGAAAGCGGGAGUCGAGCAGCUACGGCUCAGCACUGUUGACAUGACUGGAGUCCCAACCUUGGCCAACCUCCACAGAGGAGUUGAGUUUGCUCUCAAGUACCAGUCGUUGGGCCAGUGUGUCUACGUGCACUGUAAGGCUGGGCGAUCCAGAAGUGCCACAAUGGUGGCAGCAUAUCUGAUUCAGGUGCACAGCUGGAGUCCAGAAGAGGCCAUAGAAGCUAUCGCCAAAAUCCGCUCACAUAUCACCAUCAGGCCCAACCAGCUGGAAGUUCUCAAGCAGUUCCACAAGGAGAUUGCUGCAAGGGCAGGACAGAAUAACUAACUGCUGUCACCUCUCAUGGUGACACAGGAAGAAUAUGAAGGCUGUGGAUGACAAAGAAUUUGGCUCUCCCUGAGAUACAAUAAAAAGUUUAAAGGACAAAGGGGCUUACGCAGGACAACAGUGCAGAUGUGCUGAGUAGAUAAUGUGCCGCCUUUGCCUUCCUUCCUGAAAUAACACGUGGAUAGCCACAGGGAGCACAACUGUCUGUCUAAAUCUUAUUUUCUUCAAUAGGGUCAAGGAAAUAUUAAUUUUAACAGAAAUCUAUUUUGUGUCUAAUAUUUUGUGUAAUGACACCAUAACUCAAAGACAUUUAAUGCUAGAAAAGGAAAGAAG